GAAGCACUUAACAGUAGCCUAAUAGGUUAAAUUGGCUGUACUUUGAUUCUUCCUGUUUUACUAACGCCUCAACGGUUCUUAAGAAAUGUCCGACAGUCCUUGAAGGCAUCAAACUUUAGCUCAGUGGUUAGCAUAGUUCCGCUCGGGUUCGCUUCGUUGCGUCUGCGCUGUUCGGAUAAACGGAUGUGUUUCACUGAUCAAUGGCUCAGAUGGACCUCAGACAGCAUGUUUUAUCUGCGGGCAGGGCGGUUCUGGACAUGAUGGAGCGGGAGUGGCAGCCUCUGUCAGCCGGAGAGCUGGAGCUUCGGCUGGACCAGGUGGUGGAGGGUAUCUUGGAGUCUGACCUGGUUGGGAAAGUCGAAACGCAGCCUUCUUCAGAUGUUUACGUACAGUUACUGCAGAGUAAACCGAGCCCCGGUCCCCAGGCUUUUCCCACAGCGGCUGCGUUAACUGGUCCCACCGAGGAAGGAGCGACAGCGUCCGAGGCGGACAGUGAAGCAGUCAGGUGCAUCUCAGAGCUGCUUCAAAGCUCCAAAUCCAUGGCCCGAUUGGCUGGACGGGCUCGCUUGUCUUUGUCCCACACUGUCCUCCUGUCUCUGUCCCUGCUCUCUGAACGGGUCAGCUACCGCUCCGUGUCCCGCCGCUUCCAGCUGGAGAAAGGAAAUAUCCACAGGAUCUUCUUCUCUUUCUGCGAGCGGAUCAGCAACCUCAAGGAGGAGCAAAUCAGAUGGCCAGUUGGAGAGGAGGCUGCAGAGGCACUUUUCCCAUUUUCCAGUCUGGUUGUAAAAAAAGAGCAGGAUGAUGGACGUUGUUUUCCUCAGGUUCUGGGAGUAUUGGGACACACACAGAUUCCUAUCCGUCUACCUGUAGGAAAACAUGCCCUGGAGAGCGUAGGACCUGCGGAGAAGAGAAAGAAGAAGAAAGCCCAUCCUGACUGCUGGUUAAACCUGGAGCUUGUGUGCAGCUGUAGAGGUCAGUUCCUGCACUGCAGAGUCAGUAAAGGCUCUAAUGUGGAUCGAGGCAGAAGACUGAGAGACCGACUCAAACAGAACCCUGAACUGAUGCCGCCGGGCUCCUGCCUUGUAGCCAGAGCCGGCUACCCCCUAACUGCACAGAUUCUAACCCCUUACACACACAGCAACGGACCAGACCAGGAACUCUUUAACCAAACCUUGGAGGAACACUGUCAGAUCCUGGAUCAGGCGGUCAGCAGCCUGAAGGUCAGAUUUAAGCGGCUCACCUAUCUGGACAUCGGAAACUACGACCGAGCCGGGACUGUCGUUUACACUGCAUGUGUGUUACACAAUGUGUUCGUGCAGAUGGGACAAGAGCUUCAAGGGGGGUCUGAGACAGAGAGUACUGUAACCCUGGAGGAGGAGGAGCAGGAAGAAGAUGAGGAGGGAGUACAGAGACGUGAUGUAGUUGCAGAUUUGCUGUUGACGAAUGGUAAUUCUGGAAGAACGUGAUUUCGUGUUGACAAAAAUACAUGAGGUAAUAAAGAUUUAUGCUGACAGAA
Girardinichthys multiradiatus is the source of this 1516-nucleotide messenger RNA. Its product is annotated as protein ALP1-like. The record is from RefSeq and is a predicted model, not a curated record. The coding region runs from base 201 to 1466 and encodes 421 amino acids. NCBI's taxonomy places the organism in Eukaryota, Metazoa, Chordata, Actinopteri, Cyprinodontiformes, Goodeidae. The transcript has 3 exons.